UUGAUUUCUUCUUCUUCUUCUUCUUCUUCUUCUUCUUCUUCAUCUUCUUCUUCCUUUAUCUGCUUUCUUCUUCUUCUCCUUAAUCAUCAACUUUUCUUUCUCUUUCUUCCUCCUUAUCCUCCACCUUUUUCUGAUUUCUUCUUCUUCUUCUUCUUCUUCUUCUGCCUUCUUCUUCUUCUUCUUCUUCUUCAUCUUUUCCUUCUUCUUCCUUCUUUUCCUCCACCUUUAUCUGAUUUCUUCUUCUUCUUCCUUUAUCUCGUGCCACCUUUCACGUUUUCUUGUGUCUUUUCCAUCAAAUUCACUUGCUUCUUCUUCUUCUUCUUCUUCUUCUUCUUCUUCUUCUUCUUCUUCUUCUUUCAUCUACUCCACCUUUAUCUGAUUUCUUCUUCUUCCUUUAUCUGUUUCUUCUUCUUCUUCUUCUUCUUCUUCUUCUUCUUCUUCUUCUUCUUCUUCUUCUUCUUUUCUAUGUCUUACAUUUUCUCUACUGCUUUUCUUUCUUUAUCUUUCUUCCUCCACACACUUUUUCCUCCUUUUCCCCCCACAUCGCCUGCUUUGUCUUUCUCAUUUCCCAGCUUCUAUCUUCUUCUUAUUCUCUUUCUUUUUUUCCUCUUUCCCCCUUUUCUUUGUCGUCAUUUUGCCCACUCCACCUCCUCCCUCUUACAACCGUUUCUUCUUUUACUUGUUUGUUCAUCAUCAUCAACUUGUUUUUCUCUUUCUUUCUUUCUUUCUUUCUUUCUUUCUUUCUUUCUUUCCCUUUCAACUCUCACUUUGCCGUUUCUCUCGCAUCCAUUCUGUCAAUACAUUAUUUCUUUUUCUUUCUGGUCUUUUCUCUCUUCGGGUUCUAUCCAUAUCUAUCUAUCUAUCUACCUAUCUACCUACCUAUCUACCUACCUACCUAUCUACCUAUCUAUCUAUUUACACUAUCUACAUUCUUCGGACUAUUCUCCUCAUUUUUUUUUAUCGCUUCCUCCUCCUCCUCUCUCUCUCUCUCUCUCUCUCUCUGAAUUUCUCGUUAUCAUCCCCUUUUCGUCUUUCUUCUUAAUAUUCUAUUUUACGGCUUUUAUGUUUUUUCAUUGUUUGUCUUCUAUUUUCUUCAUUUAUCUGUUGUUUUACUCUAUCGUCUUGUUAUUCUUCUUCAUUUCUUUUUGUUUUCUUCUUCUUAGUCUUUGUUUCCAACGCAUCGUUAAUUUCUUUCUUUUUUUUUCUUUCUUUAUUAUACGGUCCAAGCCUUUUCUUUUUGUCCUUUUCACCGUCUUUUCAUUGUCUUUUUUCUAUGUUUAUUAUACGGUCCAAGCCUUUUUCUUCUUUGUCCUUUUCACCGUCUUUUCAUUGUCUUUUUUUCUUUGUUUAUUAUACGGUCCAAGCCUUUUCUUCUUUUGUCCUUUUCACCGUCUUUUCAUUGUCUUUUUUUUCUUUGUUUAUUAUACGGUCCAAGCCUUUUCUUCUUUGUCCUUUUCACCGUCUUUUUCAUUGUCUUUUUUUCUUUGUUUAUUAUACGGUCCAAGCCUUUUCUUCUUUGUCCUUUUCACCGUCUUUUCAUUGUCUUUUUUUCUUUGUUUAUUAUACGGUCCAAGCCUUUUUCUUCUUUGUCCUUUUCACCGUCUUUUCAUUGUCUUUUUUUCUUUGUUUAUUAUACGGUCCAAGCCUUUUCUUCUUUGUCCUUUUCACCGUCUUUUUAUUGUCUUUUUUUCUUUGUUUAUUAUACGGUCCAAGCCUUUUCUUCUUUGUCCUUUUCACCGUCUUUUCAUUGUCUUUUUUUUCUUUGUUUAUUAUACUGUCCAGGCCUUUUCUUCUUUGUCCUUUUCACCGUCUUUUCAUUGCCUUUUUUUUUCUUUGUUUAUUAUACGGUCCAAGCCUUUUCUUCUUUGUCCUUUUCACCGUUUUUUCAUUGUCUUUUUUCUUUAUUUAUUUUACGGUCCAAGCGUUUUCUUCUUUGUCCUUUUCACCGUCUUUUCAUUGCCUUUUUUUUAUUUAUUUAUUAUACGGUCCAAGCCUUUUCUUCUUUGUCCUUUUCACCGUUUUUUCAUUGUCUUUUUUCUUUCUUUAUUUUACGGUCCAAGCCUUUUCUUCUUUGUCCUUUUCACCGUCUUUUCAUUGCCUUUUUUUUCUUUGUUUAUUAUACGGUCCAAGCCUUUUCUUCUUUGUUCUUUUCACCGUCUUUUCAUUGUCUUUUUUUCUUUGUUUAUUAUACGGUCCAAGCCUUUUCUACUUUGUCCUUUUCACCGUUUUUUCAUUGUCUUUUUUCUUUCUUUAUUAUACGGUCCAAGCCUGUUCUUCUUUGUCCUUUUCACCGUCUUUUUCAUUGUCUUUUUUCUUUUUUUUUAUUUUACGGUCCAAGCCUUUUCUUCUUUGUCCUUUUCACCGUCUUUUUCAUUGCCUUUUUUUUUUUUUUGUUUUAUUAUACGGUCCAAGCCUUUCCUUCUUUGUCCUUUUCACCGUCUUUUUCAUUGUCUUUUUUUUCUUUCUUUUUAUUAUACGGUCCAAGCCUGUUCUUCUUUGUCCUUUUCACCGUCUUUUUUCAUUGUCUUUUUUUUUUUCUUUUAUUAUACGGUUCAAGCCUUUUCUUCUUUGUCCUUUUCACCGUCUUUUUCAUUGCCUUUUUUUUUUUUUUUGUUUAUUAUACGGUCCAAGCCUUUUCUUCUUUGUCCUUUUCACCGUCUUUUUCAUUGCCUUUUUUUUUCUUUUUUUUUAUUAUACGGUUCAAGCCUUUUCUUCUUUGUCCUUUUCACCGUCUUUUCAUUGCCUUUUUUUUUUUUUUGUUUAUUAUACGGUCCAAGCCUUUUCUUCUUUGUCCUUUUCACCGUCUUUUCAUUGCCUUUUUUUUUUCUUUUUUUGUUUAUUAUACGGUCCAAACCUUUCCUUCUUUGUCCUUUUCACCGUCUUUUCAUUGCCUUUUUUUUUUUUCUUUUAUUAUACGGUUCAAGCCUUUUCUUCUUUUUGUCCUUUUUCACCGUCUUUUCAUUGCCUUUUUUUUUCUUUGUUUAUUAUACGGUCCAAGCCUUUUCUUCUUUGUCCUUUUCACUGUCUUUUCAUUGCCUUUUUUUUUCUUUGUUUAUUAUACGGUCCAAGCCUUUCCUUCUUUGUCCUUUUCACCGUCUUUUCAUUGUCAUUUUUUCUUUGUUUAUUAUACGGUCCAAGCCUUUCCUUCUUUGUCCUUUUCACCGUCUUUUCAUUGUCUUUUUUUUCUUUGUUUAUUAUACGGUCCAAGCCUUUUCUUCUUUGUACUUUUCACCGUCUUUUCAUUGGCUUUUUUUUUCUUUGUUUAUUAUACGGUCCAAGCCUUUUCUUCUUUGUCCUUUUCACCGUUAUUUCAUUGUCUUUUUUCUUUGUUUACUAUACGGUCCAAGCCUUUUCUUCUUUGUUCUUUUCACCGUCUUUUCAUUGUCUUUUUUUCUUUGUUUAUUAUACGGUCCAAGCCUUUUCUACUUUGUCCUUUUCACCGUUUUUUCAUUGUCUUUUUUCUUUCUUUAUUAUACGGUCCAAGCCUGUUCUUCUUUGUCCUUUUCACCGUCUUUUCAUUGUCUUUUUUCUUUCUUUAUUUUACGGUCCAAGCCUUUUCUUCUUUGUCCUUUUCACCGUCUUUUCAUUGCCUUUUUUUUUCUUUGUUUAUUAUACGGUCCAAGCCUUUCCUUCUUUGUCCUUUUCACCGUCUUUUCAUUGUCUUUUUUUCUUUCUUUAUUAUACGGUCCAAGCCUGUUCUUCUUUGUCCUUUUCACCGUCUUUUCAUUGUCUUUUUUUCUUUCUUUAUUAUACGGUUCAAGCCUUUUCUUCUUUGUCCUUUUCACCGUCUUUUCAUUGCCUUUUUUUUUCUUUGUUUAUUAUACGGUCCAAGCCUUUUCUUCUUUGUCCUUUUCACCGUCUUUUCAUUGCCUUUUUUCUUUCUUUAUUAUACGGUUCAAGCCUUUUCUUCUUUGUCCUUUUCACCGUCUUUUCAUUGCCUUUUUUUUCUUUGUUUAUUAUACGGUCCAAGCCUUUUUCUUCUUUGUCCUUUUCACCGUCUUUUUCAUUGCCUUUUUUUUUUUUUUUUGUUUAUUAUACGGUCCAAACCUUUCCUUCUUUUUCCUUUUCACCGUCUUUUUCAUUGCCUUUUUUUUUUUCUUUAUUAUACGGUUCAAGCCUUUUCUUCUUUUUGUCCUUUUCACCGUCUUUUUUUCAUUGCCUUUUUUUUUUUUUUUUUUGUUUAUUAUACGGUCCAAGCCUUUUCUUCUUUGUCCUUUUCACUGUCUUUUCAUUGCCUUUUUUUUUCUUUGUUUAUUAUACGGUCCAAGCCUUUCCUUCUUUGUCCUUUUCACCGUCUUUUCAUUGUCAUUUUUUCUUUGUUUAUUAUACGGUCCAAGCCUUUCCUUCUUUGUCCUUUUCACCGUCUUUUCAUUGUCUUUUUUCUUUCUUUAUUAUACGGUCCAAGCCUUUUCUUCUUUGUCCUUUUCACCGUCUUUUCAUUGUCUUUUUUCUUUCUUUAUUAUACGGUUCAAGCCUUUUCUUCUUUGUCCUUUUCACCGUCUUUUCAUUGCCUUUUUUUUUCUUUGUUUAUUAUACGGUCCAAGCCUUUCCUUCUUUGUCCUUUUCACCGUCUUUUUCAUUGUCUUUUUUUUUUCUUUUAUUAUACGGUCCAACCCUUUUCUUCUUUGUCCUUUUCACCGUCUUUACAUUGCCUUUUUUUUUCUUUGUUUAUUAUACGGUCCAACCCUUUUCUUCUUUGUCCUUUUCACCGUCUUUUCAUUGUCUUUUUUCUUUGUUUAUUAUACGGUCCAGGCCUUUUCUUCUUUGUCCUUUUCACCGUUUUUUCAUUGUCUUUUUUCUUUCUUUAUUAUACGGUUCAAGCCUUUUCUUCUUUGUCCUUUUCACCCCUUUUCGACUUUGUCCUUUUCACCGUUUUUUCAUUGUCUUUUUUCUUUCUUUAUUAUACGGUUCAAGCCUUUUCUUCUUUGUCUUUUUCACCGUCUUUUCAUUGUCUUUUUUCUUUCUUUAUUAUACGGUCCAAGCCUUUUUCUUCUUUGUCCUUUUCACCGUCUUUUUAUUGCCUUUUUCUUUCUUUGUUUAUUAUACGCUCCAAGCCUUUUCUUCUUUAUAGUUUUGACCUUUCUUUCUGUGUCUUUUUUCUUGGCGUUUAUCUUAUCAUCUUCACCCUCUUCUUUCAUUCUUAUUAUUUGCUACUCACUCCCAUCUUCUUCUUAUUCUUUAAUGUCAGCAUACUUCUCCAAAAUACUUCCCCACUUGUUCAUCUUCCUCUUCUCGUUUACGGCCAUAUCCCGUUGA
Acanthosepion pharaonis is the source of this 5256-nucleotide messenger RNA. The record is from the annotation of a GenBank genome assembly. Lineage: Eukaryota; Metazoa; Mollusca; Cephalopoda; Sepiida; Sepiidae.